This is a messenger RNA of Eublepharis macularius, 3548 nucleotides long. It is a transcript of the gene GGH, whose product is annotated as gamma-glutamyl hydrolase. Gene Ontology annotation, cellular component: vacuole. Gene Ontology annotation, biological process: tetrahydrofolylpolyglutamate metabolic process. The record is from RefSeq and is a predicted model, not a curated record. The transcript has 9 exons. Bases 222 to 1202 code for a protein of 326 amino acids. Gene Ontology annotation, molecular function: gamma-glutamyl-peptidase activity. Lineage: Eukaryota; Metazoa; Chordata; Lepidosauria; Squamata; Eublepharidae.
UGGAAUCCUUCCCAAAUUCUUCCUCGCGCAGCACUUCGGUUCCCCAGAGAUAUUUUUAGCUUUUCUCGUUUUUUUUUUUUAAAGACUUUGGGUUUCUUCCUGAAAACUUCAUUUCCCAGAGUGCCGCCUGCGGCCAAGAGGCGUGGCGAGCAGGCGGGUUUGCCCCUCGGCCGCGCGCUCUAGAAGCCCUUCCUUCAAGGGCUGGAGGGCGCUUACCGGACAUGGCGAGCUGUCCAGGUGCUGCGUCCGUGUUGGCCGCCUGCUGCUUCCUCGCUCUCUGCUGCAGCCCCGUGGCAAUCUCCUUGGCGCUGCCGAGCCGACCGGCGUACAGCGACAAUGCCAGACCUGUCCUUGGGAUAUUGGCACAGGAGACUGACUUCAAAAACUUCCAGAAAUAUGGAAGUUCUUAUAUUGCUGCUUCGUACGUAAAAUUCAUUGAAUCUGCUGGCGCUCGAGUCGUACCAAUAAGACUAAACCUUUCAGAUGAAGAAUACAGUAAGGUUUUCCACUCUAUUAAUGGGAUACUUUAUCCUGGAGGUGGAGUUAACCUUAAGACUUCUGAAUUUUCCAGGGUUGCGAAGAUAUUCUACAAGAAAGCACUAGAGGCUAAUGAGAGAGGAGACUAUUUUCCUGUCUGGGGGACAUGCCUGGGACACCAGCUGCUCAGCUACCUCACGAGUGGCGAGAACUUGCUUACUUGGACUAAUACUGAAGAUUUUGCAUUUCCGUUGAAUUUUAUAAAAGAUGUCAAAGAGAGCAAGAUGUUUGCAAAUUUCCCUGAUGAUUUGUUGCAAGAGAUUGCUUCUGAGCCUGUGACUUCAAACUUUCAUUUCUGGAGCCUUUCCGUGCAGAACUUUACAAACAAUCAGAAAUUGCGCAGUUUCUAUAAGAUCUUGACAACAAAUGUUCAUGGCAAUGUAGAGUUUAUAUCCACCAUGGAAGCUUAUGCAUAUCCAGUAUAUGGUGUCCAAUGGCAUCCAGAGAAAAAUCCAUUUGAAUGGAAGAAUGAAACAGGCAUACCACAUUCUAGAACAGCUAUGAAAGUAACAUAUUACAUUGCUGACUUCUUAGUUAACGAAGCCCGGAAGAGCAACCAUCGAUUUUCCAGAAAAGAGGAGGAGACAGAGGCAUUGAUUUAUAAUUUUAACCCUGUUUUCACUGGGAAAUUUUCUUCAUUUGAGCAAGUUUAUUUUUUUGACUAAGUUGUCUGUCAGAGGUGUGGCAGGGGUCAUUUUGAAUUUCUUUGGCUUGGUUUGUUUUGUAAUUACAUGAAUACAAUGGCAUUGCAAAUGGCAAGAAUACGGACUGCUUAUCAUUCCUUCUAAAAUGAUUUUUCUCAUGUUUUCUGUAGAAUUGCAGUUCUUGUUCUCAGCUCUCAUGAAAGAUCUCUAUUGAAAGCCUCAAUGAAAUAAUUGAGCUGUGCAAGAGCUUAGUGAUCAGUGAGACAUGAGAAUUUACUAGUUUAGUUCAUAGUACACAAUUUGGUUUAUUUUCAGCGUCUUGCUAUAAUCGCACUGUUAGAAUCUUUUUCAUUUGUGCUACAGAGAAAUUGAAUUCUUUUUAGCGUGCAACUCUGAAUUCAGAAAUCUUAUUUGAAGCAACUGAAGAGGUCUGUUCUUGUGCUAGUGGAGAGAAAUGAAUGUACACCCUUGAGACGGGUACCUUCAGAGGAUCUUGUUGUAAUUGUUUCUGUACUUAUAAAACUGUUAUUUUCAUUGACUUGGUAUAAAAAAUCUCAGGUAAUCACCCCUUUUGACAGAGAACUUCUUUGGAAAAAACAAAAGGGAGACAGCUUUUGCACACACUGAGCCAUCUAAUGCAGGGGCCUUUAUAACAUCUUAUUUUCUCUGCCCCCUUCCAAUGCAUAGAUUAAUCUGUUGUUGAGUCUGUUCUCUCUCAUGUCAUCUGUACCUGACCCCAGUUAGCAAGAUGUUUCUAAUGCUACUAACUGGAAUUCAUUUCCUUAGCAAAGUGUUCUUAGAAUAAAAUUGGCUUCAUUUUCUUUUAUACUUCUCUCACUUUUCCUUUAGAAACCCCUCCAGUACAUGCACUGUCCUCAUGCUCUCCUCCAAGGUACUGGUCAACCCCACCCUUUGUUGAGCACUGGCUUAAGGAGACUCCUUCCCUCUGUCUCCUCUACUUUGAUCUGACCCUUUGGGGCCAAUCUCAUAGUUAGUUUCCAGUCACGCUCUAGAAAUUUGUCUGUUACAGAUCUCUGUCACUUCUAUACAAUGCCUUGAUUCUGGUACUAAACAAAGGUGGCGGUUACAUUUUGCAAUCUGAUCUCAAGCAUGUUUUGUCAGAUUCAUGUUUUCAGUCUUCAGUGGGACACUAAUGUGCAAUCUUAAUCAGUGUAUUAAGUGAAUUGUUUAGAAACCUUUCGAUUGCAUAAAAAUUGCCUGUAGCAACUUAGGCAAUGGAUUUUCUUGCUAAAGAAAUGUUUUACUGCAAGUACUUCUCAUAAAACCUGCUGGAGACUUCCUCCUUCUGCUGCCACAGAAAACAGCACCUCUUUUAAGAUGAGUCCAGUAGCACCUUUAAGACUAACCAACUUUAUUUUAGCAUAAGCUUUCGAGAACUACAGUUCUUUUCAUCAGAUGCAUCUGACAAAUUUUUACAACUGUUGGUGUUGAAAAUUCCAUCAUACAUUCAGUUUACUUGAUCCUUUAUCUCUUUGAGAACAUGCACAUUCCUUUAGAUUGUGCAUUCAUGACCCUUGAUAUCACCUCCCUUUAUACUUCCAUUCCACAUGAGGAGGCUCGACAGGUGGCAGCUAACUCCUCUGGAUCUUUUAAGAUGGUACCUGCUGUGAUAAGAGCAUGAUUUAUCAGAUGAGACAUAUUCAGUUUAUAUAAUUAAAAUGUCUUGUCGACUAAGAUUUUUUUAAACUGGGUGAAACUCUGUUGCUCAAUAUGCUUAGUAGCAGUAAUUUGUAUUUUUUAUCCAUUGUACUAUUGGCAUUAUAAUCAAAGAAUAUUCCAAGGUGGUGGUUAUUGAGUAAUAAUAUGACAUUUAAGGUUUUAAUGCAUCAGAACAAAAUUGCCAUUUCAAAGGUGAAUUUGGAAACACGUGCAUAUGCUCUCUCUUCCCAAUGUCAUCUUCAGUCAUAUACUGCUGGAUAGUGUGACCCAUUUAGUUCUUGGGAAUCAUUUGGUUCCUGGGCUGGAUUGCUUUAUUUCAUAGGUGCUGCCAACAACUCCAAUGGCUGCAAACGCACAUGGUUACCAUCACUGCCUAUGGGAAUGAAUGUUCUGUGCUAGGUACAGGCUGGCACAUUUGUGUACUUUUGGGGCUAUCAGAGAUAUGAUGUUUGGGAUAGGUUCAGGAUCAGGCCUUUCAUACAUAGGACUGUUUAUCUGUAACCAUGCUUCUUUUAAUUGCACUUUUUAUAUAGAUAUUCAUUUUCAAAUAAAAUAGUGAUAAGGGAAGAGACUUGCUAGAAAUUGAAUGAAAAAACAAUGUAGAUUUCUUAUUUAAUGUAUUGAUACUAUUGGAAGUUCUUUAUAUUGCACUAUAAAACCUUUAAUAAAGGAAGUUUCAACAGUGUA